Molecule: messenger RNA, 1820 nt
Organism: Glycine soja
Lineage: Eukaryota; Viridiplantae; Streptophyta; Magnoliopsida; Fabales; Fabaceae
Product: transmembrane protein 234 homolog
Exons: 2
Coding region: 120-548 (142 amino acids)
Source: RefSeq, a predicted model, not a curated record
GCUAAUGGCUCUAGGUUGGGUUGGAGGCCCAGCAUAACCCAGCCCAGCCCAUGAUCAUGCUGCACUGACGGUUCCGCGUGUAAAAAACUUGUGAGGGAGGCUUGAGAGAGGGAGCAAAGAUGGAGAAGAUGAUCGCAGUGGGUAUAGUAUGGGGCGCCACCAACGCUAUCAUGCGCCGGGGUGCGCUACUCUGGGACGAAGCUCUGAAAUCCUCCGCAAAGCCACAUCCGCACUCAACUCUGUGCCAAAAAAUGCGCAUCUCCGUCGGGAACUGGGUCAAGCUUCUCUCCAUUUGGCAAUACUCGAUCCCCUUCCUCAUCAACCUCUCCGCCUCCGCCACUUUCUUUGCCAUCCUCUCCGACGCCCCGCUCUCCCUCGCCGUCCCCGUCACCAACGCCACCACCUUCGCUGCCACCGCUGUCUUCGGCAUCCUCCUCGGCGAACGCACCCACCUACCCCGCGCUUUCUUCGAUAAGAGAAUUCAGCAUUAUUCAGUACAUCGUGAGGUGAGUGAACAAGAAUGGAAUCACCAAGAACGUGACAAGUAGCAAACGAAUGUGACAUAAAAAAAAAAAACACUUCAGCUGUCCCGAUUAGCUGCUGUUGCAUUUCCACGCAUUCACACAGUUCAGAUCUCGCAUACAUUGAGCUGCUGACUGCGUGAAUGCAUGGAAAAUCAGAUGUCUAGAAUUGUGGUUUAAAGCAUUCCGGAGGGAUUUGUCCGUUGAAUCUUUUGGUAUCUGUGCAGUAGUCAUAGAUCAUGUAGUUGUUCCUGACCCAAUUCAGUUGCCCCAUCUGGGAGUGACUCAGCUGCUUGUAUCUCCGGGAAGUCCACCAAUUUGCUGGGAGAUUGGAGGCACAUUGAUUGAUGCUCUUUGCUCCGCCCCACUUGCAAGCCCUUGCUCUGAAAUGGUGGAAUCUGGCCGUGAAUGGUGCGCUGUGCCAGUCCGUCUUAACAAGGCCGCCUCUGGUUGCCCAGUCGUCUGCAUUCCAUAGGGUUGUGUAAACCCUCAUUCCUUGCUUGGUUGGGUAAGCAAUUCCCUCUUUUUCGUAGUUUCGAAAAACCCGAAUUGGCACACUAUCAACAUACCACCUGACGUACUCGUCAUAGACUCAUACUUAGUUAAUGGAUCAUACACACUUAGAGAAAAAAAUGAAUAGCUUUGUGUUCUGGUAAAAUUUAUCUACUCACACAAUUGCUGUGGGAUUCCAGUGAAUGGUGUAAUUGUGAAAAUCAGCAGUUGGGUCAAACCAGAGGUAAAAUUGUUGCUCUCUGCUUCCUUUUCCUUGUGUGUAUAUGUUAGUGUGGACAGUGUAUGGCUGUCCUGUACUGUUGCCUAAGAACUCAAAAUCUAUCUCGUCAUGUUGGCUUCCUGCAGAGGAUAACUGUAUGGAUUCUGAGUGAGAAACAUGGACACUUCAUUUAGUAAUGGGAGUUUGAUAGAUUUGGUUGUUCAAAAGUGCGUGUUUUGGUGUCUUUGAGAUCUCUUAGAUCCGGUGAACUUACAUAGUAGGCUGUAACUGUUCCGGCAGAAUUACCAGGUACCAGCUUGAUUAGCAUUUCAAUGCUUCCAAAUAAGAAUGAUCUCUUUGAUUGAGCAGCUGAUCCUGAAAUCCAUAGGCAACACCACAUUGUUCCACUCUAGCUAGUAAUAGAUGAAUGCAUUUUUUAUUAUUUAUUUAACGUCAGUUUGCAUAAUGUUUAGUUUGAUUACAAAUCUUGUGUAAAGUGGUAUAUGAACAUAUUAUUGUGAUGCUCAUGUUAUAAUUCAGUUGCAACUUAUUUAAAAUGCAAUAAACUAUGAAACUUUUUUCUACUA